GCAGCUAUUCAUUGUCACAAUCCCUUCGUUUCUGCAUUAAUCUUUGCUUGCAAAACUUCCUCUUUCCCUUCCCUUCCCCUCCCCCCCCAUAUUUUUCUGCAUUUUCGUUGAAGCAUUGCUUUGUCACCUUCUCCUUUAUUAUCUGAUGAUCUCUACUCUCUCUCUCUCUCUCUCUCUCUCUCUCUCUCUCUCUAUCUAUCUCGCUGGCUGGCUGGCAUCCGCAUCUGCCCCCCUUCCCUACCUCUCUACUCUCUCUAUUCUCAUCUGUUCCAUCUCAACGUACUCAAGCUUUUCUUUUUAUAUGAUAAUAAUAAUAAUAAUAUAUAUACUCAUCAGUUACUUGUGAAGUUGAUCUGAUCUUGAUCAUUUCCAUCCAUCUUCAUCGAUCUUCUCGAUCAGUUCCAUCGUUGAAUAAAUAUAUAUAAAUAUAUAUAGAGAGAGAGAGAUGGAGAAGAACAGAGUGUGCAAGAUCUGCAGUAGAUGCUUCUCCAGUGGCAAGGCCAUGGGUGGCCACAUGAGAUCUCACUUUGCCAAACUCCCCCUUCCCGGCCCCAACCCCAACGACAAACUCAAUUCCUUCGCCGCCAGCUCAACUACUCAACCACUCAAAUCUCAUCAUCAUCAUCAUGACACAACAAUACCCCUUCUUCAUUCUCAGGGGAAUGAUCACGCCAGAGAUUCCAGCGGCCGAUCUGCGAAUGGCAGCCGCAGACCCUCCCCCUCCACUCACCGCGGUCGACGAAGAAGCCUCUGCAGUACUACCAGUGCUGUAGAGCCAGUCAAGCUGGAUACGCCGGAGCUGUCUGCGGAGGAUGUCGCUCUGUGCCUCAUGAUGCUCUCAUGUGACCGGUGGAAAGCCAAGAACGCCAAAGCAGCAGAAGAAGACGAUGGAGACGAACAAGAAGAAGAAGAAGAAACAUAUGAAGACUGUUCUUCUGAAUAUGAGCACGACGAGUCCUUCUGCGCAACUGAGGCCCGUGGUACUGAGGGCGAGUACAGAUGUGAUACAUGCAACAAAUGCUUCAGAUCGUAUCAGGCGCUGGGCGGGCACAGAGCCAGUCACACUAACAACAACUACGCGGCCAUAGGCACUAAUCGCAGGAUCUUCGAGUGCCCGUAUUGCUACAGAGUGUUUGACUCGGGGCAAGCACUGGGCGGCCACAAGAAAGUCCAUAAUUUGCACACUGCCUAUGCUGCUGCUAACAGCAAUUUGGUAUCAUCAGUAGCCACCAACAAGAGCCGGAUCAAUCUAAAUCUACCGGUGCAGCACGAGAAGCUGGAAGAUGAAGAAUUGCUGAGAGAGUUCGAGUUCGAGUUCUCCUCGGCGCUUAAGGAUGACAAAGAAGAGAUGCUUCGUCCGAUCAAGCGGAGAACUUUCCGGCUACAGUAGUGAUUGAUGAAGAAUAAAUUUGACCGAUUGAUCAUUGAUCAGUUAUGAGUUUAUCUUGCAAAUUAAUUUGUAAAUAUAUCUUGAUGGUGA
This is a messenger RNA of Punica granatum (pomegranate), 1480 nucleotides long. NCBI's taxonomy places the organism in Eukaryota, Viridiplantae, Streptophyta, Magnoliopsida, Myrtales, Lythraceae. The record is from RefSeq and is a predicted model, not a curated record.